CGAAGAAGUUGUCAGCUCAAAUACCUCCAGGAUCUGGCCUUAACGCUCACCAAGAACUCUGAGAAGCGGAGAGAAACCAUUACAGCCACUGCCAGCGGUGCCUCAGAGAGGAGACGAGGAGAACUUGGAUACAUUUCAGUCGAGGGCAAAAAAAAGCCAUGAAGUCGGCAAGCCUCUUCAUCCUGGCAUCUUUUGUGAUCUGCAACUUAGCGGUGUCUGAAGGACAGGGUCUCCCUGCUGAGGAUGAGAUGGACCGGAGUGCCACCAUAGACAACAUCAUGCUACAGAGAGCACAGAGCCUCCUGCUACGGUCUAUUCUCAAAAGGCUGCAGGAUGAAGACGGCAGAAAUGAUGGAGUUUUUUCACAGCCAGAAUGGGUGACAAAAAGACAGCAUCCCGGUAAGAGGUACUUUGAGGAUCUGGAGAAGCGGCAGCAUCCGGGCAGAAGAGAGGGGGGCGACGACGAGCAGUUCUGGGAUGCGCAAAAGAGACAGCACCCCGGCAAGCGCGAAGAUGAGAUGCAUUCGUUCAUGGAGUUCCAGAAGAGGCAGCAUCCAGGGAAGCGCUCCGCCGCGGGGUAUGUCCCUGACAGCCCCGUCGCGCUGCUCAGCGAACUUUCCAAGCGCCAGCACCCGGGCAAGCGCUACCUGGCGCUGCACAGCAAGCGCCAGCACCCGGGUAAGCGUUUUCUCGAUGACGAGGACGGCGAAGCGGACUGGACUGAGGACGGAGAGGAAGAUGCGCCCGAGCUGGAAAAGCGUCAGCACCCAGGAAAACGCUUUUGGGAUAACUCCAGUCCGGAAUUAAGCACCGGCAGUCCGUGUGAUGUUUUGGACUCCGACAGCUGCAGUAAGACGGGUCUCCUGCUCGACUUUCUGGAAAACAUCAGCAAAAGUCGCGCCGAGGAGAAGAGACAACACCCGGGGAAAAGGUUUGCACCAGAGGAGGAUUUAGAGGAUGGAGAGUAGGCGAAAUAAAUAGCUGUUCUCGCCAUGACACAGUAGCUACAUGUAUAAAAUAAGCGGUCAAAAUAAAAUAUGAAAAAUAUUUUAAUUAGUUAACCUUUUAAGCCAUUUUUCUUUGGCACACAGUUUGUAACAUUAACACAUAGCAUUAAUCUGAAAUUCUUCUUUGGAGCGCUUGUGCAUAAUUAUUCUCCAAAUCUUUGAACUUUGCUGUAAAUACAGAUUUAGGAUGAAGGGAUAAGCUAAUCUAUCUUAUUAUUUUUCAGUUAUGUUAGGGUUUGUUAUGUUCCCUAGAAUAUUUAUGAUUAAUUUGAACUGUAGGAUUCUAAUGACUGGCUUCAGCAAUGUUGCCUCU
This is a messenger RNA of Fundulus heteroclitus (mummichog), 1320 nucleotides long. RefSeq names its product thyrotropin-releasing hormone (gene trh). Gene Ontology annotation, molecular function: thyrotropin-releasing hormone activity. Bases 159 to 968 code for a protein of 269 amino acids. The record is from RefSeq and is a predicted model, not a curated record. Lineage: Eukaryota; Metazoa; Chordata; Actinopteri; Cyprinodontiformes; Fundulidae. The transcript has 3 exons. Gene Ontology annotation, cellular component: extracellular region. Gene Ontology annotation, biological process: hormone-mediated signaling pathway.